Messenger RNA from Lytechinus pictus (painted urchin), 3609 nucleotides. RefSeq names its product coiled-coil domain-containing protein 32-like. Bases 38 to 553 code for a protein of 171 amino acids. Gene Ontology annotation, biological process: cilium organization. Lineage: Eukaryota; Metazoa; Echinodermata; Echinoidea; Temnopleuroida; Toxopneustidae. The record is from RefSeq and is a predicted model, not a curated record. The transcript has 2 exons.
CCUCUGCUGGUUGGUCUUAGACAGUCUCCGUAACAAAAUGGAAAGUGACGACCAAAGUCGGAAUGAUGUUGCAUUUGGGAAAAUCAGUGAAGAGGAGAGAGAAAACCAUGAACUUUCCUUCGAAGAUGACUUUUCACCGGUGAAUAGUAAUACAAGCAGCUACAAUAAGCAGAAUCAAGAAAGGGAAGAAUGGCAAGCAGACGGUUAUUUACAGUCUUUAGAGGUGAAGUUGCAAAGGCUUCGGGGAAAAACAAGUACUGGUCAAGCAUCGAACAAGAAAAUAACUUCCAGAGAUAUCCUCCGAACUCUUGAUGAAGCCAGGCAGGAUUCAGCCAGACAUCUCAUCUCCUCUGACUCCGCCCAUGAUUUCUAUGAUGGUGACUGCGAUGCUAGCGGUGAUACUCAGGUAGCUGCUCUGAAGAGGAGGAUGUUCCCCGAGCAAGCCUUGUCUACUGAAGAACUGCAGGAGUUGCUGAUGAGAGACUUCUUACAGGCAGUAACACAGGAAGCUGCUGAAGAGCAAGCCGAUGACGAGACCUCUGGUAGCAGAUGAUAUGACCGUUGUUUACAAGGGCUUUCUUCAACCCAAGUCGAUGAAUGCGGUUGCUGCUGGUGCCCACCACAGCUACGUUGCUGCCCUUUCAAUCUCCUGGCCGUGGUUCUAAGGUGAUUUUCUAAACUAUUGCCUUGCCAUCUGAAGGGCUCACUGAAAGUGCAAGGGCUGAUCAUGGUUUAACCCUUUGGAAAAUAAUAUUGAUGAUACCUCAUGGUUCCAAGUGAUUGAUUAUCUGAUAGGAAGUUGUCACCGAUUGGCUUAAGAAUGGUGUUUUAUCAGUUUCUGUCAUAAACUUGUUGAUGACAGAAUUCAUAACUACAUUGUUCAGUGAUGGAGUACAGGCAAAAUCCUUGUAAUGUUAGUCCCACAUUUGUUUAUUUUUUAAUUUGAGAAGAUAUCAGUUAGUUAGGUCAGGGCAAAUGAUCUUAAUAGAAUUGUGCUAUUUAAAGGGGCUGUUACACCUGGAUGUUAUAACCUGUGAAUGCUGAGCAGGCAAAGUAUGUAUGGAAAGCUGAAUUCUUAUUUCAUGCCUUUUUUCAACAUCACAGAGGUUUUUUUCUCAUAUAAGGAAUUUGAUUAUUUUGACAUUUUAUAUCGUGACCAAAAGGCAAUUCUUGAUAUUGAGAAAUAGGAUUGAAUGAGAAAACAUAUAGGUUAUUUCAGCCACUUAAAGGUAUUGUUUAACUUUGUGAGCAGCCGAUUUAAAAAAUUCUCAAACCAAGAUGAAACAUGUGUACAAGUGCAUGUAUUAGAACUAAUAUACCCUGAAAACAACCACUAUUGAGAAUGAAAAGCUAAAACUACAAGGCAAACCCCGAUUUUGUAAAUAGGCGUCUUAUAGACGCCUAAAUAGUACACAUAAGUGUAUGGGAUGAAAUUAAGAUGGUGUUUUCGGUAACUUUAUAUUUCAAUUUUUGAAGCACUAAAUAAUUAUUUUCGAAUGCAAUUUUUUCUGGGCUUCAUUUUUGUAACAUAUCACACACACAGGUGACAAGUGUGACCUUCUAGCUCAGAUUUUUUAAAAAGUCAAACCAAUGUUAACCAAUCACUUUAACCAAGGCAUUACUCAAUGUGAUUCAUGGUGUAAAAAUAAAAAAAAAUGAAAAUAUUCAAUUGAAUGAAAUUGUUAUUCCAAUUUCAUCAUAUGAAAUUAUGAUGACACCAUAAUGGAAUCAUGUCAAAAGAAUAUCCACACCACUCCUGACCUUUUUUUUACUAGAAGUUUAUACCGCAUUUUUAUUCAUGUGCACAAGUGGGUUGAUUUUUUUUAAAAUGUCUUUUGAAAUUAUAUGACUUCCUUCAUGAAACAUUUGUAUUAUUUUGUUUUCAUUUCUUAAACUGCAUUGUUUUAUAUCUAUAUUUCAAAUUAUUGUGUAACACUCGUAUGAUUAUGUAAUUGAUUUUCUUUUCACUUCCUUAAGAAGUAUUAUGUAAAGAUAUAGGAUUAUAUCCUGUAAAUGAGAAAAUUCAUCUUAUGCUAUAAGUUAUUUCUGAAGACUUUACACAUACUUCCUAAAACCUCUCAAGAGGUUACUGCUUUACCAUAGUCCAUACAUCAAAUGUAACCUUAUAAAUUUAAAUUUGAUAAAGAAACAUUAACAUCAUUUUCUAUCAAUUAAAUAUUUGGAAAAUUUGAAUAUCUCUUUGAAGGUUAUCAUUGUUUUCAUUGUGAUUCCAAGGCCAGCUUUUUCAUACAAUUUCUAUGAAUUUAUUUGAAUUUAAGUGCAAUCAUGAUAACAUUAAGUUUGAAUAUAGAGCUUGACCAAACCAUUGUAAGAUCUUGAAAGCUUCUUCCCAAUUAUUGUAUAUAAAAAAAGAAAUCUUGAACUAUCUUUUAUAUAUGAGUAAGUAUAAGAUCAAUCAGAAAGCAUAUAUUUGUGUGAAGUAUAUAUUGAGUAGUUAAUGGGAUUGAGCUUGUGAAUACACCCAAACAUUCCGUUUAUCACAACUCCAAAGUUCCUGAUUUUCUUAUAUAUUAGAAAUUACCUUCGAUAUGUUACUUUGAACAUUGUCUCCCAUCCAUAUGCAGAUAUCUAAUUAUCCUUAUCUCGUUGAAACAUACCUCAUAUAUUUUUCUUGUAUUUUUUUCUUGUUAUUAUUGAAUUAUAUCCAUUACCAUUUGAUAACUUAAAUUGUUGUAAUGAAUUAAUGAUGGAACUAUUUGAUUCCAACAUUGGAAUUUCUAUUUUCGUCAAAGAUGAACAGUUGGCACAGAGAAAUCCACCCAUACAAAAAGAUUGAUCAGAAUUAUCAGUGAAAAUCAAAUGAGCGUAAUACCAUAAAUUUUAUCAAAAUCGGAAAGAAAAGUAAAAAGUUUAAAUUUGUUCAUUUUCACCACAUAUUAUGAGCCGUAUGCAAAUGAAGGAACCAGUGACAUCACACACCGAUUCUUCUUUUUUUAUCAUAUGAAAUGUGAUGUACAGUACUUAAUUUUCCCUAUAAGAUCUGAAACUUAAUAUGCUUUUUCAUGAUUACUUAUUGUGAUUUUUUUAAUAUCCUUUUUAUCAUCAAAUUUAUAUAAACUGAAAAAUAUGCAUUUCAUAUAUGAGUGUGUGACAUCAACUCCCUCAUUUGCAUACUGACCAGGAUAUGCAUACAACUAUGUGAAAUAUUGUAAGUUAAAAUGCCUCAACUUUUUACUUCCAAUUUUGAUGAAUUUUCAGUGCUACAUGCUUGUCUGAAUUUCUCUAUUUAAAGUAAUUCUGUGUGUGGGAUGCACUUCAAGUGAUCUAAAUCUAUAUAUUUUUCUUUUUAUAUUUUUCUCAAGUAAUUUAUAAUUUCUCCAUAUCCCCCCCCUCUCUCUCUCUCUCCACUCUGUCUUUUUCUCUCAUUCUCUCUUUUUUCAUUUAUUUAUUGACAAUUGCUCUCUGUUUGUAUCCCUUCCCUCCUCAAUUCUGUUCUUAGUUUUGUUACUUUUCUUUCUCACUUUGAACUGUCUAUUUCAUACCCUGCCUCGAUGUAAUUCAUGUAAAUCAGAAAAAACUCAUUGAUAUUAAUCAUAUUUUGAUGGUUUCAAUUUAUUAGCAAUAAAAAUCUAUAUGAUACAAAUCAAA